This is a messenger RNA of Pogoniulus pusillus (Red-fronted tinkerbird), 2375 nucleotides long. It is a transcript of the gene ARHGAP25, whose product is annotated as Rho GTPase activating protein 25. NCBI's taxonomy places the organism in Eukaryota, Metazoa, Chordata, Aves, Piciformes, Lybiidae. The transcript has 10 exons. Gene Ontology annotation, molecular function: GTPase activator activity. The coding region runs from base 48 to 1925 and encodes 625 amino acids. Gene Ontology annotation, biological process: negative regulation of small GTPase mediated signal transduction; phagocytosis, engulfment; signal transduction. The record is from RefSeq and is a predicted model, not a curated record. Gene Ontology annotation, cellular component: phagocytic cup.
CACCCUCCCGUGCCCUGUCCGUGCCCGCAGCUCGCUCCCGGAGCGUGAUGAGCGCCGAGGCUGCCGGGGCGCGGGCGGCGUCCCCCGGCCCGCCGGAGCGGGCGCUGAAGCUGGGCUGGCUGAAGAAGCAGCGCUCCAUCGUCAAGAACUGGCAGCAGAGGUACUUCGUGCUCAGGGGCCAGCAGCUGUACUAUUACAAGGAUGAGGACGAGGUCAAACCGCAGGGCUGCCUGUCUCUCCAGGGAAGCACCAUCAAGGAGGUGGUCAGCAGCCCUGAGGAAGGAGGGAAAUUCAUCUUCGAGAUCAUCCCAGGAGCCUCUGGGGAGCACAGCUGGGCAGGGCAGGACAGCUGCGUGCUGAUGGCGAACACCCAGGCGGAGAUGGAGGAAUGGGUUAAAUCCAUCCGGAGAGCGCUGGGCUCCUCCUCGGGAGCGGUGUUCGGGCAGCACUUGGCAGAGACCAUGGCACAGGAGCAGAAGUUUGGGCAGCAGCAGGUGGUGCCCAUCCUGGUGCAGAAGUGUGCUGAGUUCAUCCUGGAGCAUGGGCUGGGGGAGGAGGGCAUCUUCCGCCUGCCCGGGCAGGACACCCUGGUGAAGCAGCUGAGGGACGCCUUCGACGCCGGCCAAAGGCCUUCCUUUGACAGGGACACAGACGUGCACACUGUGGCCUCUCUGCUCAAGCUCUACCUGCGGGAGCUGCCCGAGCCCGUGGUGCCCUGGCUGCAGUAUGAGGAGUUCCUGCUGUGCGGGCAGGCGCUGGAUGCAGACGAGAGCAAGGGCCAUCAGGAGCUCCUCAAGCAACUCUCUCUCCUUCCCAGAGACAACUACAACCUCCUCAGCUACAUCUGCAGGUUUCUACAUGAAAUACAGUUGAACUCCAGUGUCAACAAGAUGAGUGUGGAUAACCUGGCAACAGUGAUUGGAGUGAACCUCAUCAGACCCCAGAUAGAGGAUCCUGCAAUUAUCAUGAGAGGCACGCCACGGAUCCAGAAAGUGAUGACUGUGAUGAUAAGUGACCAUGCAGAGCUCUUUCCCCCAUCCAAAGAUGUGCCACUCUCCCCACCUGCCCCCCAGCAUGACAAGAGAGCUCCUGUGCCACGCAGCUCCGUGGGCUGGGGCGCGGCAGAGGACCCUGCGGUGCCCAGGGCAGAGAGCUCCAUCCAGAGGCAAACGAGAGGUGACCCAAGCUCCAGAAGUGUCCCAGGACCAGCUGUGAGCUCAAAUGCACCUGGAGAAGAGAACAGGUCCAAAGACACCCUGGGACUGUGGAAAAUGCAGCCCAGGAAAAGAACUCAGACUUUGCCUAACAGGAGAACUCUCCUGGCAGCUGCUCCUGCAGGGGAGCAGGGCAGCAGUGCCAAGAGUGACAGCUGGAAAAGCUGUCCCGGGAGCAGUGUGCACUCUGUGGUGCCUGAGGGGCACAAGAGAACUUUGUCUCAUGAUCUUUUCAAGCUGCUGGACCUUCACAGGACUUCAAGCCACGACAGUAGCCCCCAGGCAGAGAGCGCAGAGGGCAGCAGCUCCAGCCCCAGCCCUUCCAGCUUUGACAAGGAAUUUCUCCCCUGCCCCAGCCCCACACAUCAGCCAAAGGAAAUGCCCAGUCCCACCAGCAGCCCCACUGACCAGGAGAGCAAAGAGUUCCUGCAAAGCAUCAUCAAGAAGCUGGAAAAAGAAAUGGAGGCACAGAAAAAUGACUACGAGGAGCAAAUGAAAAGUCUCGAGAAGGAGAACUAUGAAGUUUGGGCCAAAGUGGUGAAACUGAAUCAGGAGCUAGAGAAGGAGAAGAAGAAGUCUGAGGAGCUGGAGCUGAGGUUACUGGACCUGGAGCGCUCACGGGAGGACAUGGAGAGGACAAACAAGAGGCUUGAGGAGGAGGUUCAAAAACUCUCUAAACCCAUGAGCAAAGCUGAUGCCAAAAGCAACUAGGAGAAGGCAGCCAGCUCUCCCCAGAGAGAAAAUGCAGCUGCAGGCAUCCAAAGGAACUGCCAAGCAGGUUCAGAGGCUUGAGCUGUGCAGCCUUCUGCUGCUGACUGCAGGCUGGCUUGAAGGAAGAAGCCCAGAAGCUUGGGGCUGGUUUGUGCUCUGAGACUGGAACAGUCACAACUAUUAUUUGGCUCUUUUUUGGGGUAUUUUGUCUCUGUUUUUUCCCCAUCUCUUCUUUUAGCUGCUCAGAGUGCCUGUGGCACAGGCCACCAAUUGUUGCUGCUCAGUCAGAGCCCCUUGCCCUCAGCAGGGCAGGUUAAGGAGGUCUUAUGCCUCUGCAAAACUCCUGCCAGCCUGCUGGAGACACCAACACUGCUUCUGAGUGGAACAAAACCUUCUGGAUCUGGGGAGACAGAAGAGCCCCAAGGUCUGGGCUGGCAUCGUGCUGUGUGC